Messenger RNA from Saccostrea cuccullata (small rock oyster), 1106 nucleotides. RefSeq lists its product as uncharacterized. The record is from RefSeq and is a predicted model, not a curated record. The transcript has a single exon. Lineage: Eukaryota; Metazoa; Mollusca; Bivalvia; Ostreida; Ostreidae. The coding region runs from base 43 to 1101 and encodes 352 amino acids.
UUUCGCUUUUGCAGUACUAAAGAUGAAGAAAUCGUAGAAGUAAUGCGCUCUUUAAAAACAUUUCAAAAUGACGAAUAUGUGCUACAAAGAAAAAGAGAAAGAACAGCAGAGAACAUUUUGUUGUCCAGACUGGCGUGGCUGCCUAAAAACUUCACAGUGCCAAACUUCUAUCUUCAACCCAACAAGCAAUCUGUCGUUAUGCAGGAUAUAAAGAAAGAUAAUCGAACACUUGUGUUCGUUCAUCAUCCACGAACAGCUGGAAGUCACGUGAUCACGUGUCUGAACAAUUUAUCUUACGCCAAAAAUAUGGCGAUGUCCCCAUUAAUGAAUUCCAAAAACAGGUUGCUGUGGGACACAGGAAAUCCAAAUACAAUUUCAUUCCAAAACAGGAUAGACAUUCACAGAGGAACAUUUGCAUUUGGGCUUUGUGAAAAGUUGCAACGCAAAUGUCACUACUUUACCUUCUUUCGUGAUCCCUUUGAAAGUAUGGUGUCUUUUUAUAACUACUGUUUAAACAGUGGCACGCACGAAUUUUGUUCACUUGUUAAAUCUAAAACUUUUAUUCUUCGGGAUUGGAUUAUUGAAAAUGGGGGAUUACUUUUGAACCAGUUUUUAUAUUCGUCUCAUCUUUGCUUUAGUCGUCAUUCAAAUUCUUCUGCAGAAGUUUUAAAAUUACCCUGUUGGCACAGACAGAAGUUGGAAAAUGAUAAAUUAUCUGAUAAUGAAAAAGGCCUCAUUGCAAAUUAUAUAGCCCGUCAUCUUCGGCAAUGGUUCUCUGUAAUUGGAUUAUUUGAAAAAUUUGAGGAAUCUUUGUCAAUGUUUGAUCAUGCUCUUGGAGGACCUUUCAGACAAUGUUCAUCUAAUAGAAAAGUAAACUCCACAUUUGAAGAGGAAAUUCAACAAACAAAUAAAGCUCAUUUAUUAUCUGAAGAUCACAGACAAAGUGAUUACAACGAAGAAUACGAAGACGAGAUGGAUAUACUAAGAGAUGAUUUUUAUGUACAGAGAGCUCUUGCCCCCGCAUAUACAAUUUAUGCGGAAGCUAAACGGAUAUUCAACUUUCAGAGACAAAUAUUAUACAAUAAAUUAAACAAUGUUUAAAAUUA